Dacryopinax primogenitus is the source of this 2981-nucleotide messenger RNA. RefSeq lists its product as uncharacterized. Gene Ontology annotation, biological process: ubiquitin-dependent protein catabolic process; protein polyubiquitination; positive regulation of proteasomal ubiquitin-dependent protein catabolic process. The transcript has 2 exons. Gene Ontology annotation, cellular component: ubiquitin ligase complex; cytoplasm. Bases 218 to 2572 code for a protein of 784 amino acids. The record is from RefSeq and is a predicted model, not a curated record. Gene Ontology annotation, molecular function: ubiquitin conjugating enzyme binding; zinc ion binding; ubiquitin protein ligase activity. Lineage: Eukaryota; Fungi; Basidiomycota; Dacrymycetes; Dacrymycetales; Dacrymycetaceae.
AGGAAAUUCAUUUUCAUAUUCUCUCCUAUUCUGCUCACCCGACGCACCGAAAACAGCUGAGAACUGCAAAGUGAUUUGUCAAGAGGCGCAUAUACACAGCAUAUCACCCUCUCACCCCUCAAGCCAUCCCCGUCUAACAUCCGAAUAUCUGGCUUCACAUUCUCGAACACCCCCCUCGCUCUCUCCCGACCACCACCAGCCCCCGUCCAGCCAGAUUAUGCACACCGACCCCACAUUCAACCCUCACCAACACCAGCAUCAGCACCAGCAGCACUCGUUUACCCUCUACCCGCCUCUGUCCAUCCCCACCCAGUCCGCAUACACCAAGCGAAACGUCUGUGUCUUCCACGCCCAGGGUCGCUGUACCAAAGGUGCUGCCUGCCGUUUCUCGCACGACGACGCAAACCCCUUCUCGCUCUUCAACGCAGCUGACUACUUCCCUUCCCUCUACCCUCCCACCAACGUUCCCAAUGGACAGGGUGUAGACCCCCGCGUACAGAAUAGGUCGUUCAAGGAGCUCCAGCAUCGCACUCGUCUCUGUUCUUUCUACCUCGCAGGCAAAUGUAACCGCGGUGACCGCUGCACCUUCCUGCACGACCCUGCGGCACUCGAGGCCGGCGUCACUGCCGAAGAUCUCGAGCGGGGGCGCACGGGCAGGCCGGAUGGGUGGACUAAGCUCAACGUUACGUGCAAGUUCUGGCUUUCCGGCAGGUGCAGGAAGGAAGACAGUUGCCCAUUCAGGCAUGAAGAGCCCGAACUCGAGCUCGAGCAGGUGCUGCCUAAGCCCGACAGGUCUCGUCCACGCAGCCUCAGCCUCGUCCAGCUCGAGAGCCUGAUUCUCAAGGACGGGUCGAGCCUUCUAUCCCCUGUGACGCGCCGUUUCCGCUCGGGUUCGGAGACCUCCGAAGAGCCCGAAGGGGAGGAAUCUCCCUCCCCGCCGGCUUUGUCAUCUGGUACGAGCGAGACAGGUGAAGAUGUGCCCGUGCCUGACACUCCCGGCUCGGAGGACAUGCCCAGCGAGAUCGGCUUGGACAGUGAGAAGCAUAUCAGGGGUAUGCGGUUCAAGUCCGUCUCGGAAGGGGAGAGGAGGACAGUCACUCGGACUUUCCUCACCGACCGCGGCGGUGAAGCGACGACGAUCCUUGGUGCUGGCCUACUCGUCCACCGCGUGAUGCUUCCGACCGAUGCGUGCUCUGUCCCUGCGUCCAAAAUGCACCAUCCAACUUUGCUUGUGUCUUUCUCGGCUCCUACUCGUACAGCAUACACGACCUACUCGUCCGCCCGAGUUGCUCAGAAGGAGGCCCACCGGCUUGACGGCCGGGUUGUCCGUGGCCGAAAGCUUGUCGCGAAGAGCAACACCUUUGGAGGCAACUUUGCUGCUACUGUCUCUGGCUUGCCAGCAGACGCGACCAAGGAGGAGCUGCAGAAGCUCACCAAGGCGAGCAGCGUCUCCCUCGGCGAUCCGACGUUUGAUGCUUCUGAAGCUGUCGAGAUGUUGCAUAAUAUGUUAUCUGGAUUUGGCCCUCUCGAUUCCUUCGAUCUCUUGCCCACCUUACCGACGGAGAACAAAAUUCUCAUCUACGCCCGAUGUCAGAACGCUUCAGCUACCGACGCUGUUGUCAAGGACCUGCACGCCAAGUCGGUCGAGUUCCUCGGCAAUAGCCUCCUCUCCGUCGAGCAAGUUUAUACCGUUAAAUACACCGUUAUACCCAGAGAAUGGACCGGUCUUAAGACCGAACUCGAGAAGAUUGAAAAGGAUUUGGACGAUAAUCUCCGGCUUCGGACACCUCUUUCCGCCGAGGAACCGAUUUGGCUCCAAGGGAGCAGCCGGAAAGAGCUCGUCAAGGCGAAGAAACUUAUAGACAAUCUCCUCAUUGGAAAACGCUUGACCUUGCGCAACACUCCGUCGAUGCGCAACUGGUCUGUUUAUCUCGGCAAGGAGCUUAUGGCGACGGUGGAGAAAGAGACUGGAACUUUUAUCCAGUUCGACGAACGAAGCAACACGAUUACCGUGUAUGGCGCUGAAGAGACUGCCCUGUUGGCUCGCGAGAAACUCCAAGUCGCUCUCGCUUCCCAAGGUGGCACAACAGCGUCGACCCCAGCUCCGAUUUUCAUGACCCGGUCGGAGAUCUCGCCUUCCGACCAAUGUGACAUAUGUUCAUGCCCCGUGACGGACACCAUCCUGCGCGCAUCGACGUGCGGGCACACAUUCUGCUACGAUUGCAUACGAGACUAUAUCCUUGACGCGGCCCUGCCGCUUAAUUGUCCCGCCACGGCAUGUGCCGGGAUGCUCCCACUCUCGCUUAUCCGACUCGCCGUGCCCGACGAAACGGAAUUUGACGCUCUCUUAGAAUCUGCUUUCCUCACUCAUAUCCGCUCGCACCAAGAGUUUGCGUGGUGCCCCACCCCGAACUGCUGGACCAUCUACCGCUCUGGCUCUGGAAGCGAGGGCGACGUCUUACAGUGCCCGAAUUGCCAGACGAGGAUCUGCCCGGCGUGCAAGUUGGAGAUGCACGACGGCUUUGAUUGUCAGGAGCACCGAGGCACUGUUGACGAACAGGGAGCGAUGUAAUGCUACAACCACAACUAGGACGGAUCGUGCUCGAUCCCCCGCCCCGCCCUUCUCACCAGUGUUGAGAUCGGCUAACUUAGGAAGAACGGACGAAGAACAUGUACUACCAACCUUAGGGGUGUUGUACCACACGCAUGCAUGCAUGUACUGGCCUGUAGUCGAAAACCAAAACCAAGAACAAAACCAAACCAAACCAAACCAAACAACAAAGAAAGAAAGAAGGCACGAAAGGGAAAGGGAAAGGGAAAGGGAGGAGAUAACCCGAAUUUUUUAAGUUAUAGAAUGUAUGCACGCACGCUAUGCGCCACGCGCCACGUUUGUACCAACAGCAGCUUUCGUCGUCGUCGUCCUUCUGGGAGUUGUGCGAGUUGUGAUUUGUCUUCCCUUGUUGCUUGGGUGUACCUUUAUU